GAGACCUCACCAGGGAGGCAGGCCAGGAACCGAUCUCCUCACACAUCAUGGAUACAGAUUACGACACAACAUUUGAGGAGGACUCACAGAUGCCAAAUGAUGAUGAAGUUCCAUAUAGUGAUGAUGAAACCGAUGAUGAACUGGAGAGUCCAAACUCAAACGAACCUGAGCAAAACAGAAUCAACAAACAAGCAGAGCUCAGCCAAGUGCAGAUCCCAAAAGAAUGUAAUUGGCAAGUGAAAGCGAACGACCGCAAUUUCUACAAUCAACCUGAAUUCAUGAUCAAGUCCUUCCUUUGUUUUAAGAAGAGCAAGUACUCGGGAAAUGCCAUAAAGACCUACAAGUAUAACCCAAUCACCUUCCUGCCAAUGAACCUGUUUGAGCAAUUCAAGAGGGCGGCCAACGCUUACUUCCUAGUCCUCCUCAUCCUCCAGACAAUUCCCCAAAUAUCCACCGUCUCAUGGUCGACGACUCUGAUCCCUCUGCUGCUCGUACUGGGCAUCACUGCCAUCAAAGAUCUGGUGGACGACAUUGCUCGUCAUAAAAUGGACAAUGAGGUUAACAACCGACCCAGUGAAGUCAUAGAAGACGGAAGAUUUCAGAAAACGAAAUGGAAUAACAUCCAAGUUGGGGACGUCAUCCGAAUUAACAAGAAUGAGUUCAUUCCGGCAGACGUGCUGUUACUAUCCAGCUCAGAACCGAACAGUCUGUGUUACGUAGAAACGGCCGAGCUUGACGGAGAAACGAACUUGAAGUUUAAAAUGUCGCUGGAGGUGACUGACAAGCUGCUGCAGGAGGAGAGGGCGCUGGCUGAUUUUGAUGGGUUCGUUACAUGUGAGGAGCCCAAUAAUCGCUUGGACAAGUUUGUUGGGACGCUGUGCUGGAGAGGAACGACUUACCCUCUGGACGCAGAUAAAGUCCUCCUCAGGGGCUGCGUCAUCCGCAACACCACGUACUGCCACGGCCUCGUACUGUUUGCAGGCGCUGACACAAAAAUUAUGAGGAACAGUGGGAAAACCAGAUUGAAGAGAACAAAAAUUGAUUAUCUGAUGAAUUACAUGGUCUACACCAUAUUUGUUCUCCUGAUCCUGGCAUCGGCCGGCCUUGCUAUCGGACAGACGUUCUGGGAUGCAAAGCUGGGUCAAGCUAAUGUGUCGUGGUAUCUUUAUGAUGGGAAUGAUUACACCCCGUCUUAUCGAGGCUUCCUGGCAUUUUGGGGUUACAUCAUUGUUCUGAAUACCAUGGUACCCAUUUCUCUUUAUGUGAGUGUGGAAGUGAUUCGUUUGGGCCAGAGUUACUUUAUAAACUGGGAUCUGCAGAUGUACCAUUGUGAUAAGGAUACACCGGCCAAAGCCAGGACCACGACCCUGAAUGAGCAACUGGGACAAAUCCAGUAUAUCUUCUCCGACAAAACUGGGACGUUGACCCAGAAUAUCAUGACCUUCAAGAAAUGCACGAUCAAUGAAGAAACCUACGGUGAACAUAGACAGGGAGCGGCAAACAAGUCUAUUUAUAGCGAGCAGGUAGAUUUUGGCUGGAAUCCUUUGGCAGACCCAAAGUUUACAUUUGACGACCAUUAUCUGAUUGACCAAAUCCGGUCAGGAAAAGAUCCCGACGUUCGCCUGUUUUUCAAGCUUCUCGCCUUGUGCCAUACAGUAAUGGUGGAGAAGACGGACGGUGGUGAAAUAGCCUACCAGGCGGCAUCACCGGAUGAAGGGGCCCUAGUAACUGCCGCUAGGAAUUUCGGCUUUGUGUUUCUGUCCAGAACCCAGAGUACUAUCACCAUCAGUGAACUGGAGAAGGAAGUCACCUAUGAAGUUCUUGGCAUUCUGGAUUUCAACAGUGACCGAAAGCGUAUGUCUGUUAUAGUGCGUGAGCCAAGUGGAAAAAUCAGACUGUACUGUAAAGGGGCAGACACGGUUAUAUAUGAGCGUCUAGAUCCAAAUAACCCCAUUAAGGACGCCACCCAGGAGGCUCUGGAUGUAUUUGCCAAUGAGACUCUUAGGACCUUGUGUCUUUGCUACAAGGACAUCAGCCACGAAGAGUUUGAGAAAUGGAAUAAAAAGUUUCAUGAGGCCAGCGUGGACAUGACCAAUCGGGACGAGGCUCUGGAUAAAGUAUACGAAGAGAUAGAGACCAACCUAGUGCUCUUGGGCGCCACCGCCAUUGAAGACAAGUUGCAGGACGGCGUACCAUAUACAAUCUCUAAACUUGCCAAAGCAGACAUAAAGAUUUGGGUUCUCACUGGGGAUAAAAAAGAAACAGCAGAAAAUAUUGGCUUCGCCUGUGAGCUUUUAACAGAUGAGACAAAGAUCUAUUACGGAGAGGACAUUAAUGCUCUGCUGCAGACGAGGAUGGAAAAUCAGAAGAACCGGAGUGGAGGCAACCCAAGGCCGGGUGCCAAUGACCCGGAGCCCUUCUUCCAAGGAGAUGAAAAAUGUUCUCUAAUAUUAACCGGUUCUUGGCUGAAUGAAAUUCUUCUGGAAAAGAAGAAAAAAAGGAAGAAACGCCUGAAGCUGAAAUUUCCCAGAACCGCAGAGGAGAAGCAAAAGGAUUUGCAAGAGAAACAGAAGAUUUACGCCUUAAAGGAGCAGAGACAGAAGAACUUUGUGGACCUGGCCUGCCAGUGCAGUUCUGUCAUCUGCUGUAGGGUGACUCCAAAGCAAAAAGCCAUGGUGGUUGAACUGGUGAAGAAGUACAAGAAAGCCAUCACCUUGGCUAUUGGAGACGGUGCAAAUGAUGUCAACAUGAUUAAAACUGCCCAUAUAGGAGUUGGUAUCAGCGGACAGGAGGGAAUGCAGGCCGUGAUGUCCAGUGACUACUCCUUCGCUCAGUUCAGAUACCUCCAGAGACUCAUUUUGGUCCAUGGCCGCUGGUCAUACAUCCGCAUGUGCAAGUUCCUAAGCUUUUUCUUCUACAAGAAUUUUGCGUUUACAUUGGUUCAUUUCUGGUACUCCUUCUUCAAUGGAUUUUCCGCUCAAACUGUAUAUGAAGAUUGGUUUAUCGCACUUUACAACGUCCUGUACACCAGUCUCCCUGUUCUCCUUGUUGGGCUGUUGGAUCAGGAUGUCAGUGACAAGCUGAGUCUGCGCUUCCCACGUUUGUAUAUCCCUGGCCAAAAGGAUCUGCUGUUCAACUACAAGAAGUUCUUCCUUAGCCUCUUCCAUGGUGUCGUGACCUCCCUGAUCAUCUUCUUCAUCCCCUAUGGAGCCUUUUUGUUAACCAUGGGGCAGGAUGGUGAGGCUCCCUCAGAUUACCAGUCGUUUGCUGUCACGACGGCCACUGCUCUCAUCAUCGCUGUCAAUUUUCAGAUUGGUCUGGACACCUCCUACUGGACCUUUGUGAACGCCUUCUCCGUGUUUGGAAGCAUCGCCAUCUACUUUGGAAUAAUGUUCGAUUUGCACAGUGCCGGAAUCCAUGUUCUCUUCCCAACCAAAUUUAUAUUCACAGGAGCAGCACCGAAUGCUCUCAGGCAGCCAUAUCUGUGGCUAACCAUCAUCCUCACUGUGGCAGUAUGCCUGCUUCCUGUUGUUGCAUUAAAUUUCUUGAGCAAGAUCCUGAGGCCAUCAGAAAGUGAUAAAAUUCAGAAGAAUCGUAAAAAACUAAAAACCGAGGAAGCUCAGUGGAUGCCGCGGAUCAGCACAAUCAGACGCGGCACAGCUGGCAGACGAUCGGCAUACGCUUUCUCUCACCAACGAGGUUAUGCUGACCUUAUUGCCACAGGACGCAGUAUCCAUAAAAAACGGGCUCCUCUGGAAGGCGUAUUUGGCGGCAACGCAGCGGAACGUAUCCAGUCGGCUGCAACUUUAUGAUGAAUUCUUGACAUUGCUUUUUAUUGCAGACUCUUGCACAUGGAAUUUUGUAUAAAUUUUUAUAAAAUGUUUCUCUUGCUCAGGACUUUUUUUUUUUUUUUUUUUUAAUACAGACUGAACAUGUAACCUGGAGACUUUUCUCUUUGUGAACUCCUUAUAUAGCAAAACGAAUUAUUUUUUUCACUAUUAAUUUUUCUACUUAAAAGUCGGCAUCAUUUUAGGAGGUGCCAAUCAUUGACUUACAGAAAUAUAAGUUUUCUACUGUAGGGGGUCGUGGAAGGACUGGUGGUGGCCAUCAGACAAUUUUCCAGUGCACAUAGAUGGAGCAGUCUAGCUUUAGAUCUCUCAUCCAGGGGACACUUUUAUUACGAGCACAGAAAUCUGUGAAAUUAUUGUUUACGUUUUAACCUUUUAUUUAAUAUUGUUAAUAAACUGUAGAAAAAGUUUAUUUUUGUCUUUGAUUAAAGGUUUGCUGCAAGCGGCGUCCAUUUUGAAUAAAAUAUAUAUGACAUUAAAGAGGGUGUAUGAGAUUAAAUAAAAGGGU
Bufo bufo (common toad) is the source of this 4356-nucleotide messenger RNA. Its product is annotated as phospholipid-transporting ATPase IC-like. NCBI's taxonomy places the organism in Eukaryota, Metazoa, Chordata, Amphibia, Anura, Bufonidae. The record is from RefSeq and is a predicted model, not a curated record. Gene Ontology annotation, molecular function: magnesium ion binding; ATP hydrolysis activity; ATP binding. Gene Ontology annotation, cellular component: plasma membrane. The coding region runs from base 48 to 3812 and encodes 1254 amino acids. Gene Ontology annotation, biological process: phospholipid translocation; Golgi organization. The transcript is spliced from 28 exons.